Klebsormidium nitens is the source of this 1648-nucleotide messenger RNA. The record is from the annotation of a GenBank genome assembly. Lineage: Eukaryota; Viridiplantae; Streptophyta; Klebsormidiophyceae; Klebsormidiales; Klebsormidiaceae.
GGCAAAUUUCCGCUGGUGCCUAUUUGGUGGGAGACGCGCUCACUUUAGAGCUCUCGUUUCCUUGUCAUCGUGUCUCCGGUAGUGCACUCUAUGCGUGGUAUGAUACGCUGCUCGCUUGUCCUUUGCAUGAUCCUGCUGGCCGUUGCGAUCCGUCAGGCGCUUCACAACUCCAGCGGUCUUUCAAGCUCCCAGCUUGGGGGUUUAGCCACGCGCACAAACAUGUCGCACGCAAAGCCAUAUACUGACAGCAUCGAGGUGUUCAAUCAACCUCUGAAGCAGGGUGUCAAGAUCCCUAGGAUUGGCCUUGGGGUGUUUCAGUCAGCGCCGGGCCCUGAGACAGAAGAAGCGGUUGCAUGUGCGCUGCAAGAGGGGUACCGCCACAUUGACACCGCCGCUCUGUACAGAAACGAGGCCUCCGUGGGUGCGGCUAUUCGGAACAGCGGCAUCCCCCGAGAAGAGAUCUUUGUGACGACCAAGCUGUGGAACAGCGAUCAUGGCUAUCAGCAGACUCUUCAGGCCUUCCAGCGAAGCCUUGUAAAUUUGGGGCUUGAGUAUGUUGACUUGUACCUGGUGCACUCGCCGAUGCGGGUGGACAAGCGGCUAGAGACCUGGAAGGCCAUGGAGACCAUCCUGAAGAGCGGGCGUGCGCGGUCGAUCGGCGUCAGCAACUAUGGGAUCCAUCACCUGGAGGAGUUGUUUGCUAAUUGCACCAUAAGGCCGUCUGUCAAUCAGGUCGAACUGCAUCCCUACCAUACGCGGACGGUGUUAGUGGAUUUCUGCAAACGGAAUGGCAUCGCACUGCAGGCAUACUCCCCUCUCACAAAAGGCCGGCGACUGAAAGACCCUGCACUGCAGGAGAUCGCGCACCGCUACCACAAGACCCCCGCGCAGUUGCUUCUUCGGUGGGGCUUGCAAAAGGGCUUCAUCGUACUGCCCAAAUCCGUUACGCCCCAGCGGAUACUGCAAAACAUUCAGGUUACCGACUUCGAAAUCUCUGCCGCCGACAUGGCUCAGUUGGACUCUUUCAACGAGAACCUCGCGACGGGGUGGGAUCCGACCACGGGAGCGUGAGGAGAGUAAAGUACUUGGUUCAGCAUCAUCUUAUGCAGCAUGCUGCUAGCAUUUACGAGCUUCCCAGCGCUUGGGCAGAAAGCUCUAAUCGGGUACGGAGUCAUAUGCCACAAGCAGAGCCGUGGGCUUCAGGAUAACGGUAAAGUAAAGCUGACGACGCUGGUACAAGUGUUUGAUAGCAAUUUCUGUGAUUGUAGUGACAGAUGCGCAAGUUGCUGUCCUGCUCUGAUGGAAACACGCAAGUGAUAAGAGUUUGAAGCUCAGCAAAAUAUGACGUGUCCAACAAAAGCCAGUGUAUACAAGGCUAAGAUUCGUCUCUUUGACGUAGUUUACUUGUCCCACAUACAAAUCUGUUAUGCUGGUGGUUGAGAGUGAACUGCGCUCCUAUUCAGAGCCCACUCCCGACACCCACGAUAAGCUUAGCUUGCAAGCCUGUAUAGCAUGAGUUGAGUGAGUCUGUGUCAUGAAGUGCAGGCGUUGACCGGCGUGUCUUGUAUUAAAGUUACUUAGGAAGUUUGAGGAUCGGACUCCUAGUCAUAUAUAUCAGCCAUUUGAUAUACCGAUCCUUGGAAUGCCC